Wasmannia auropunctata (little fire ant) is the source of this 1026-nucleotide messenger RNA. It is a transcript of the gene Miox, whose product is annotated as inositol oxygenase. The record is from RefSeq and is a predicted model, not a curated record. Gene Ontology annotation, biological process: inositol catabolic process. Gene Ontology annotation, cellular component: cytoplasm. The transcript has 6 exons. Bases 86 to 976 code for a protein of 296 amino acids. NCBI's taxonomy places the organism in Eukaryota, Metazoa, Arthropoda, Insecta, Hymenoptera, Formicidae. Gene Ontology annotation, molecular function: iron ion binding; inositol oxygenase activity.
UGUCUUCGACUUUAUAAGUUAGCUCACAGUUCUACACAGGGUAGGACAGACGACAGUUACAUUUCCAUCAGUAACCAGCUACAGAAUGUCCGUCACGACAGCUGAACAGAGCCGUGGUUAUACCAUGCUGCUGGACCCAUCGGAGCAAUUUCGGCCUGAGCCGGUAUUCGCCGGGAAGCUGCAAAGUGCGUUCCGCAAUUUCGACGUGGAUUCCGAGGACCCCAUCAAGGAACGUGUCCGCAAAACCUACCACGAGAUGCAUACCAAUCAAACUGUCGACUUUGUGAAAUCUCGCAUGAGAGAGUGGCUUCAGUUUAAUAAAUUCAAAAUGACUGUAAAAGACGCCCUGCUCAAACUGAACGAUCUCGUGGACGAGAGUGAUCCGGACACGAACCUGCCUAAUAUCGUUCACGCGUUCCAAACCGCAGAGUCCAUCAGAGAGAAGCAUCCGGACCUCGGAUGGUUUCAUCUCACCGGUUUGAUUCACGAUCUUGGCAAGGUGAUGGCAUUUUACGGAGAACCCCAGUGGGCCGUGGUAGGUGACACAUUCCCUGUGGGUUGUACCUGGGGCGAUUCUAUCGUCUACAGAGCGACGAGCUUUGACAAUAAUCCCGACGGCAAGAACUCCCGUUACAACACAAAAUACGGCAUGUACAAGCCUAAGUGUGGAAUAUCCAAUCUGAUGAUGUCAUGGGGCCAUGACGAGUACUUGUACCGCAUACUCGUGCACAACAAGAGCAAAUUGCCGAAGGAAGCUUUGGCUAUAAUCCGUUUUCACUCCUUCUACCCCUGGCACUCCGGCGGCGACUACAUGCACUUCUGCACUCCGGAAGAUCUCGAGAUGCUGAAAUGGGUGACGGAAUUCAACAAAUUUGAUCUUUACACCAAGAGCGCCACCGUUCCGGACAUUGAGAAACUGUGGCCUUACUACGAAAAAUUGAUCGACGAAUAUAUUCCCGGUGUGAUCGAGUGGUGAUUGUCGUUUUUUUUUUAAUUACGCAAGUUUAUAUUUAAUGACGAUUGUUA